AUGUCCCGGGAAGGACUAUCCUUUAGCCCGACACCACCUCACCGAAGACUGGAGAAUAAAAGACACAGGACAACCAACAAGAACAAACACCUUACCAGAUCUGUUAGGGAAAAAGCCUUCUCCCCUGUACUGGCCCCGACCGCGGAUGUCCCGUACCCAUUCGAUGAGCCUCCGGCGGCUGCCAGUGCAGGGGGCCCGGCUCCCACCCGGGUAAGUCCCUACACAAUAAUCCCUAACCAAGACCAGAUAAGUGCUCCAGCCUACUUUCCAGCCUAUGAUACUGAACAAAGCAAUACAGUGGACGCCUCGACAACCUUCCAGAGGGCUCUGGGAGAGAAAAAAGGCCGCCGUGCCUCAUCCACUAAACCUGAACCUAGGAGCAACCUAAACAACGAGAUAAGAAAAGCUAACGACUCAGAUGAGCCGUCCUCAAGCUCCGUUACAACAGGCUCCUUCACCCGCUCCGGCAGAUUAUACAAUCCUUCAUCAUGCAGAACAACCUCGGCAACAACUCUUCCAUUACAAAGUCCAAUGGCGGGGUCAUGGCUCACCGAUAGCUAUGGAGCUUGCCAAAUAAACCCCGAAAUCUCAAGCCCCGCGGUUCUCGCCCAAAACCCCUUGAUGUCCCCGGGAGAGCGAUCCGUUAGUUCGACGCAACCUCACAACAGGCCGACGGACCAAAGACACAGCAUAACCAGUAAUAAUAAAUACGUUACCAGAUCUGCUAGGGAAAAAGCCCUCUCCCCUGCACCGGCCCCGUCCGUGGAUGUCCCGUACCCAGUCGAUGAGCCUCCGGCGGCUGCUGGUGCAGGGGGCCCGGCUCCAAUCCGGGUAAGUCACCCCACAAUAAACCCUAACCAGGAUCAGUUGAGCUCCCCGACCUACUUUUCAGCCAAUGAAACUGAGCAAAGCAAUUCUCUAAGACCCCCGGGAAGGGGGUUCCCCGUUAAUUCGACGCAGCCCCAUAGAAGCCCAGAGGACAAAAGAUACAGCAGAGCCAGCCCAGUGGUGUCCGAAAUUCACAUACCGCCAAGCCCAACAAAUACCGCUAAUCGUCGGAGAUAUUCUGGCCUCAGCACAUCCCCACCAGACGAAAAGGAUUCUACCCUAGCAAUCCAAUGGAAUACCAAUGGACUUCGAGCCAAUCUAGGUGAGCUACAGAUUAUUAUUGCUCGAAAUUCCCCUAUUUGUCUUGCGAUCCAAGAAACCCACACCAACAGCGAUAUAGAUCUAGCAACAUGGUUCGGCAACCGUUAUCAGUGGGAAACAGCUAGAGGAUCUAAUCUCUACCAAACAAUCGGCCUCGGCAUCAGGACAGAUAUACCUUCGGAACCAAUCCCUUUGACAACCGAGUUGAUUGCCACGGCGAGUCGGAUCACCUAUCCUCUCAACUGUACUGUAGCUAAUGUAUACCUGCCACACACAAUUAGCGAUUUCGGAAACAAAUUUAGAAACCUUGUCAGACAACUACCCAUCCCCUUCAUCAUUAUGGGUGACUUUAACGCGCACCACACCUCCUGGGGCUCAGAAAAAUGCUGCCACCGGGGCAACGUAAUCCUCGAGGUGGCCGAAGACACCAACACCAUCAUACUAAAUGACGGCAGUACCACAUUUCUCCGUGGCCGCACGUCGUCGGCCAUAGAUCUGACCAUUUGUUCCAGCAAUCUCGCUGGAUCACUCGGCUGGAGGGUAUCACCGGAUAUGGGUAAUAGUGAUCACUUUCCAAUCGUUAUAUCGCACAAAUAUUUAUCACCAGCAACCACACGCCGAAGACAAUGGAUUUUCGAUCGCGCUGACUGGCCGGUCUUCGAAGAAGAAAUCUCGGAAAGCCUGGACCACGACCGUAAUUACGCUACUGAUGAACUCACCAACAUCAUAUUGAGAGCAGCGGGUAAGAGUAUUCCCCGGACCAGCGGCACCCCCCCACCCAAAGCAGUACACUGGUGGAACCCUGAAGUGGCUGCAAUCCUUAAAGACCGCCGAACUGCACUGCGCGCACUCAAGAGAACACCCCGAGACCUCCCCAUUUGGGAGAAACGGUCGUCCGAAUACCGGCGCCUCAGAAACAAGGGAAAAAAGGCCGUUGAAGAAGCCAAAGCCGCUAGUUGGACCAAAUUUAUCGAUGGUAUCAGUCCCAAUUCUCCAACUCCUGAGUUGUGGAGAAGAGUUAACGCCCUAAGCGGAAAACGUCGGCAAAUAGGCUUUACACUCACAACCGAUGGAGGCACUACAAUGGAUCCACAAGCAAUAUCCAAUCAGAUUGGCACUCACUUCCAGCUCCUGUCAGCCGACGAAUCGCUCCCACCUGCCUUCCUUCGACGCAAGGCUGCAUUAGAAGCAUCCCCUACGAGUUUCUCACCGGACUCCAGUCAAGAAUACAAUAGAGCCUUCUCUAAUAUCGAACUCGCUACAGCUCUUGGUUGUGGUCGAGGCAAGUCAACAGGUCUUGACGAUAUAGGUUACCCCAUGUUGAGGCACCUCCCACCAAUUGGGAAGAGUGCACUACUUCGCAGCUUUAACACAAUCUGGGAAGGUGGGUCCUUCCCAGAUAACUGGCGUGAGGCUCUUAUUGUGCCAAUCCCAAAAAAGAAAAGACCCAGAAUCGCAAGUGACUUUCGCCCAAUAAGCCUUCUCCCGUGCACAUCUAAGGUGAUGGAAAGGAUGGUAAACCGAAGACUUACCACGCUCCUGGAGGAUCGUAACCUGCUUGAUCUCAGACAGUUCGCUUUUCGCAAAGGACUCGGUGCCGGAGUACACUUGGGAUCCUUCGGCGAAGUGGCAACUCAGGCCAUGAACGAAGGUCACCAUAUCGAUAUCGCCAUUCUGGACUUAGCCAAGGCCUACAACACUACGUGGCGUGAAGGAAUCCUCCGACAACUUAGGCAAUGGGGGAUUGAAGGAAAUUUAGGCCUCUUCGUGCAGCAUUUUUUGAGUAACAGGCGUUUUCAGGUUGGUAUAGGUGGAAGCCGAUCUAACUUUUUCCAAGAAGCAAAUGGGGUUCCCCAAGGCUCCGUCCUGGCGGUGACGCUCUUUCUUAUCGGGAUGAACUCACUGUUCGCCACCUUACCAAAGGGUGUUUUUAUAUUUGUAUAUGCGGAUGACAUUAUCUUGGUAGUCACCGGAAAACAUAAGACGCGCGUACGAAUCAAACUCCAAGCUGCUGUAAGAGCCGUCGGCAUUUGGGCGGAAUCAGUCGGCUUCAACAUUGCGGCCGAGAAAUGUGCAGUUACACACUGUUGCAAUACCAUGCACAGAGCAACGGAUCGGCCGGUGAAACUACUCGGUACCAUUAUACCGUUCAAAAAAGAACCAAAGAUUCUGGGUAUUACGAUUGAUCGUAAAUUGACCUUCCUACCGCAUUUUAGAAAUGUAAAACAAGACUGCAAGAGCAGAAAGCGAUUAAUUCAAGUAAUUAGCACACGACAUACCAAAUGUAAUCGCACAACCUUGCUUGACAUUAGUCGGGUCUUGAUCCAAAGCAAAAUAUAUUAUGGACUCGAACUAACAUGCUGCAACUGGGAAGAUAUGGUCAAGACGCUUAGCCCACUAUACCAUGGAGCGAUUCGUUUUGCAUCCAACCUCCUACCCAGCACGCCUGCUGAAGCUGCAUGUAUGGAGGCUGGUAUACUCCCAUUCAAAUGGGCCACAGCAGUUGCAACUCUGAGGCAGGCCCUUAGAUUCCUCGAGAAAACAACUGGCACUGACUGCGCUUUGUUACGGACCGCUGAAGAAAUCCACUCCAGCUUCACAAACUCCCCCCUGCCGCAAAUCGCCCGACUAUACAACACCGGAAACCGUGCCUGGUCAGAACACGGACCGAACACUGAUACCAAUCUGACCCGCCGUCUGAAGGCAGGUGUUUCCCCCAACAUUGCCCGAGCCAGUUUUCUACAACAUGUCAAUAGAAGGUACUCAAACCACCUGAAGAUAUUUACCGACGGAUCAAAGUUAAAUGGAAGGGUAGGGGUGGGUGUGAGUGGAGUGGGAGCUGGUCUUUCAACUCGCCUUCCCUCGCCGUGCUCUGUCUUCUCUGCUGAAGCUGCUGCCAUCGCUCUCGCUAUCACAAAGAAACCCGAAGAUGUUCCAGUUGUUAUUUUUUCCGACUCCUUGUCUGUUAUAACCGCACUAUCCUCCGGAAACUCCAGGCACCCAUUUGUGCAGGCUAUCGAACAAUCUUGCGACUCGCUCACCUCCAUCUGCUGGGUACCUGGACACAGUGGCAUCCACGGUAAUGAGGAUGCAGACCGCCUGGCAUGCCUCGGACGUCAAUCCAGCACCUUACUCACCAAGAAGGUUCCAGCGGCAGACAUCUUGAAUGAGUUCAAAGGGAAAGCGGAAGCAAAUUUUACAAGCCAUUGGAGAAGCAGCCAGGGACAUCUACAAAAAGUCAAGUGUACACUCGAAGGAUGGACCGACCGUGACAGCAGACUCGAACAGAGGGCUCUGUCCCGGCUCCGCGUGGGACACACAAAAAUCACUCACGCUCACACCAUAUCACGUGUCGACCCUCCGAUCUGUGAAUCCUGCCAAACUAGACUGACGGUCGAACACUUGCUGAUUAACUGCCAGGAGCUAAUCGAUCUCCGUCAGCAGUACAACCUGCCCUUGUCCAUUCGGGAUGUUUUGGAUAACGACCCAGUUCGAGAGGAGACCCUACUAGCCUUCUUAAAAGAUGCUAGGAUCUUUGAUGCAAUUUAA
Topomyia yanbarensis is the source of this 4698-nucleotide messenger RNA. RefSeq lists its product as uncharacterized. Lineage: Eukaryota; Metazoa; Arthropoda; Insecta; Diptera; Culicidae. The transcript has a single exon. The coding region runs from base 1 to 4698 and encodes 1565 amino acids. Gene Ontology annotation, molecular function: nucleic acid binding; RNA-DNA hybrid ribonuclease activity. The record is from RefSeq and is a predicted model, not a curated record.